This is a messenger RNA of Cryptomeria japonica (Japanese cedar), 426 nucleotides long. Its product is annotated as cytochrome P450 716B1-like. NCBI's taxonomy places the organism in Eukaryota, Viridiplantae, Streptophyta, Pinopsida, Cupressales, Cupressaceae. The transcript is spliced from 2 exons. Gene Ontology annotation, molecular function: heme binding; monooxygenase activity; oxidoreductase activity, acting on paired donors, with incorporation or reduction of molecular oxygen. The record is from RefSeq and is a predicted model, not a curated record. Bases 1 to 426 code for a protein of 141 amino acids. Gene Ontology annotation, biological process: sterol metabolic process.
AUGAAAUACUCAUGGAGAGCAACCCAAGAGACGAUGAGACUUCAUCCUCCAGCUCCUGGUGCAUGGCGGCAGUGCAUUGCAGAUAUCUCCUAUAGUGGAUACACCAUUCCCAAGGGAUGGAAGGCUUGCUGGGUAUCAUUUUCAACCCACAUGAAUCCAGAGCAUUUUCCUGAUCCAGACAAGUUUGAUCCAUCGAGGUUUGAAGGGAGUGGACCACCUCCCUAUACUUUUGUGCCAUUUGGAGGUGGACCACGCAUGUGCCCUGGGAAUGAAUAUGCUCGAAUGGUCAUACUUGUGUUUCUGCACAACGUAGCGAAACAUUUUAAAUGGAGUUUGGUAGAUGCUGAUGAGAAAAUUGCUGCUGAUCCCAUUCCUCGACCUACCAAUGGACUACCUCUGAACCUCCGUCCUCAUUCCAAUGAAUAA